CCCCCUCGGCCCCCCGAGCGUUGGGAGCGGGAGCGGAGUUGGAGCGGCUGCGGCGCCGAGCGGAGCCGAGCCGAGCCGAGCCGAGCCGAGCGGAGCGUCUGUCGGCGGGUCCCGGUUGGAGGUCAGCCGAGCCAUGUCGUCGUCCGAGGCCCCGACGCCCUCCGAGGCUCCCACGACCCCUCCGCCCCCCACCUGUCCGGCUUCCCUCCACCUGCCGGAAGCCCACCGCGGCAGGGAGCGGUCCCCGUCCCCGUUGCGAGGCUACCUCAUCCCCAGCCCCCUGCCCACCAGGCGCACCAGGACCUUCUCAGCCACCGUGCGAGCAUCCGAGGGUCCUGUCUACAAAGGGGUCUGCAAGUGCUUCUGCCGCUCCAAGGGCCACGGCUUCAUCACGCCCGCCGACGGAGGCCCAGACAUCUUCCUUCACAUCUCUGACGUGGAAGGGGAGUACGUCCCGGUGGAGGGAGACGAAGUGACCUAUAAGAUGUGCUCCAUUCCCCCGAAGAACGAGAAGCUGCAGGCGGUGGAGGUAGUCAUCACCCACCUGGUACCUGGGACCAAGCACGAGACCUGGUCCGGCCGGGUCAUCAGCUCCUAGGAGCCCUGGCCCCGGGCCCAGCACCCUGGAGGACAUGGGGGGAGGGAGAAAGGGAGGGUGGGGAGGGGGGUGGGGGGCCUCGGCGUGGUCCAUGACACAUGCUGAGGGUCCUGCAGCGGAGGGAGCAGGGAAGGGGAAAUCCGGGCCCCCCGUCAGGGCGGGGAGCCCCGCCUCUGGGCCGCGAGGACCGACUCCCGCCGCCCGACUCUGGAACUCGGCGGGUGCCCUCGCCGAUGACAGUGCCGAUGGGCUCAUCGCGUCAAUGAAGAAUAUCCCUCGCCUCUAGGGGAACGCUCUCAUGUCCCUGGGUCAGCGUGCGACACCUGGCCGUCUGCCUCCUCAAACUUUUUCUUGGGCUCCGGCACUCUUAGGCUCCCCACCCCUCCUCCGCCUGCUCUUUACCGGUUGCUGGAAGGGCGACUACUAGCCAGAGACUGGUGGGCCCCAGCCAGGCAGGCAAGGCAAGUUGAAGGCUGGGAAAUAAACAUCUGUGAAAUUCUA
Ornithorhynchus anatinus (platypus) is the source of this 1099-nucleotide messenger RNA. RefSeq names its product calcium regulated heat stable protein 1 (gene CARHSP1). Gene Ontology annotation, biological process: regulation of mRNA stability. The record is from RefSeq and is a predicted model, not a curated record. NCBI's taxonomy places the organism in Eukaryota, Metazoa, Chordata, Mammalia, Monotremata, Ornithorhynchidae. Gene Ontology annotation, cellular component: cytoplasm. Gene Ontology annotation, molecular function: mRNA 3'-UTR binding. The transcript has 4 exons. The coding region runs from base 134 to 598 and encodes 154 amino acids.